AUGUCAGCGUGGAGCAGGACGAAGGCGACCCCAGAGCUUAAGGAACACAUAUUCGACUAUGUUGUCUACCGCAACUGGAAUAGGACACUGGAUCGGCUCUUUUAUGCCAUCCCCUCGGGAAAAGUUGAGGGUUAUCUCGGCGGACAUUGUGGUCCCAUUUUUGGAACCGAGUCUAUUCUGGAGUUUGACGUGAUUGAGGGGGUUGGAGGAGUUGACGAUUCUGGUGAGGAGCAAGAGAUCGAGUGA
Messenger RNA from Linnemannia hyalina, 246 nucleotides. The record is from the annotation of a GenBank genome assembly. NCBI's taxonomy places the organism in Eukaryota, Fungi, Mortierellomycota, Mortierellomycetes, Mortierellales, Mortierellaceae.